Molecule: messenger RNA, 1273 nt
Organism: Copidosoma floridanum
Lineage: Eukaryota; Metazoa; Arthropoda; Insecta; Hymenoptera; Encyrtidae
Source: RefSeq, a predicted model, not a curated record
AUGAUUUUUAACCUCCUUAAGCCACUGGAGGCUGCCCUAGCUGUUAAUAAAAAAAAAGAAGUUGAUACCAGUAAGAAGAUUAGACAAACCUUUCUUCAAACAAAAAUGUUCUUAAAAGAACAUAGAGAAAUUUUGGUUACCAGGGCCGACAAGGGUGGCGCCACCGUUGUUAUUAAUAAAACAGACUAUAUUAACAAGGUUGAGAGAGCACUCGGUGACAGUAUGUAUUACCAUCGGCUCGAUAGUCAAAAAAGAGCUAACCAUCUCACUCGUAUCAUCAAUUCCACAAAAAAACUGGUCGAUGUAUGGGAUAAUAGAGGUGUCUUUGAUACCGUUGAGAUUGACCGGCCUGAUGUCAAUCAACUGAGUGGUUGUAACUUGGCCAAAGCGUAUGGCCUUAUUAAGGUACACAAGCCUGGGCUCCCCGUGAGAAUCAUUGUUUCCGCUAUUGGUUCUCCAACCUAUACACUCGACAAAUGGUUUUCGAAAUUUUUCAAUAAGUUUUACAAAAGAUCACCCAGUUCCUUAAAAAAUUCGUAUGAUCUAAAAUCAACGCUGAGGGAUCUCAUUGUUCCACAUAACUAUCUAUUGGUCUCUUUUGAUGUGGUUUACCUUUACUCAAACCUUCCCUUCUCUCUCAUCAAAAAAAGUGUUGAGGAGAAGAUUGGGCGUAUUCUUGACAGCAUGCAUCUAGACAGAAAAGAAUUUCUAGAUGGUUUAGACUUCCUAAUCAACUCCAACUAUUUCACUUUCAACAAUCAUACGUACAAACAGACAUGUGGUACUCCCAUGGGUGGAUGUACAUCUCCUUGGAUUGCAGAAAUCGUUUUGGAGUCCCUGGAGAAAUCCGUGUUGCCGAGAUGUAGAGAUUCUUGCUUGAUGUAUAGGAGAUACGUGGAUGACUGUCUCUUGAUCAUCCGAUCGGACAGUGUUGACACUGUUUUGGCAAUUUUUAAUGAUUUCAACCCUUUUAUACAGUUCACGGUUGAACGUGAAGACAACGGCGUCAUUCCGUUUCUUGACGUCACCAUCACUCGUAUCGCAGAUUCCCAGAUCCGAAGUUUAGGUCGCGGAACAUCGAUCGAGCGANCCAAUAGCGGAAACAAUGAUUCUCACGGGGAGCCCAGGCUUGUGUACCUUAAUAAGGCCAUACGCUUUGGCCAAGUUACAACCACUCAGUUGAUUGACAUCAGGCCGGUCAAUCUCAACGGUAUCAAAGACACCCCUAUUAUCCCAUACAUCGACCAGUUUUUUUGUAGAAUUGAUAAUACGA